Messenger RNA from Centropristis striata (black sea bass), 1684 nucleotides. Its product is annotated as tripartite motif-containing protein 16-like. NCBI's taxonomy places the organism in Eukaryota, Metazoa, Chordata, Actinopteri, Perciformes, Serranidae. The transcript has a single exon. Bases 1 to 1662 code for a protein of 553 amino acids. Gene Ontology annotation, molecular function: protein binding; zinc ion binding. The record is from RefSeq and is a predicted model, not a curated record.
AUGGCGGAGCAAGCAAAAUUCUCUUGUUCCAUCUGUCUGGAUCUACUGAAGGAUCCGGUAACUAUUCCCUGUGGACACAGCUACUGCAUGAACUGUAUUAAAUCACACUGGGAUGGAGAGGACGAGAAGGAGAUCUACAGCUGUCCUCAGUGCAGGGAGACCUUCACACCGAGGCCUGUCCUGGUGAAAAACACCAUGUUAGCAGAUUUAAUGGAGGAGCUAAAGAAGAGCGGACUCCCAGCUGCUCCUGCUGAUCACUGCUAUGCUGGACCUGAUGAUGUGGCCUGUGAUGUCUGCAGCGGGAGAAAACUGAAAGCCACCAAGUCCUGUCUCAUCUGUCUGGUGUCUUACUGUGAUGAACACCUCCAGCCUCAUUAUCAAUCCUCUGCCUUUGAGAAACACAAGCUAAUGGAGCCCUCCAAGAAGCUGCAGGAGAACAUCUGCUCUCAGCAUGAUGAGGUGAUGAAGAUGUUCUGCCGGACUGAUCAGCAGUCUAUCUGUUAUCUCUGCUCUGUGGACCAACAUAAAGACCACGACACAGUGUCAGCUGCAGCAGAAAGGAGCGAGAGGCAGAAAGAGCUGGAGGUGAGUCAACUAAACAUCCAGCAGAGAAUCCAGGACAGACAGAAAGAUGUGAAGCUGCUUCAACAGGAACUGGAAGCUAUUAAUCGCUCUGCUGAUAAAACAGUGGAGGACACUGAGAAGAUGUUCACUGAGCUGAUCCGUCUGAUGGAGAAAAGAAGCUCUGAGGUGACGCAGCAGGUCAGAUCCCAGCAGGAAACGGAGGUGAGUCGAGUCAAAGAGCUUCAGGAGAAGCUGCAGCAGGAGAUCACUGAGCUGAAGAGGAAAGAGGCUGAACUGAAGAAAUUCUCACACACAGAGGAUCAUAACCAGUUUCUACAAAACUUCCCCUCAGUGUCAGCACUCAGUGAAUCCACAGACUCACCUAGCAUCAAUAUCCGUCCUCUGCGCUACUUUGAGGAUGUGACAGCAGCUGUGUCAGAAGUCAGAGACAAACUACAGGACGUCCUGAGAGAGAAAUGGAGAAAGGUCUUACUGACAGUGACAGAAGUGGAUCAUUUACUGUCAAAUCCACCACCAGAGCCCAGGACCAGAGAUGAAUUCUUAAAAUAUUCAUGUGAACUCACACUGGAUCCAAACACAUUACACACACAGCUGUUAUUAUCUGAAGGGAACAGAAAAGCAACAAUGAAGAGAAAACAACAGUCUUAUCCUAGUCACCCAGACAGAUUCACUACAUGCUGUCAGGUCCUGAGUAAAGAGAGUCUGACUGGACGUUGUUACUGGGAGGUGGAGUGGAGCAGAGAUGGAGUUGGUGUAGCAGUUGCAUACAGGAAUAUUGGCGGAGCAGAAAGCUUGGAUGAAUCUAGAUUUGGGCUCAAUGACAAAUCUUGGGCAUUCUUUUCUUACCAAAGGUAUAAUGCAUUUUGGCACAACAAUGUCCAAACUCACGUCUCUGGUUCUCAGUGCUACCGAAUAGGAGUGUACCUGGACCACAGUGCAGGUAUUCUGUCCUUCUACAGCGUCUCUGAAACCAUGACCCUCCUCCACAGAGUCCAGACCACAUUCACUCAGCCUCUCUACGCUGGACUCUGGUUUUAUUACAUUGAUGAUACGGCUGAAUUCCGUAAACUUACAUAGAUAGAAGCCAUUUAAGAGAGAA